Messenger RNA from Babesia ovata, 1467 nucleotides. Its product is annotated as rhoptry-associated protein, putative. Bases 1 to 1467 code for a protein of 488 amino acids. The transcript has a single exon. The record is from RefSeq and is a predicted model, not a curated record. Lineage: Eukaryota; Apicomplexa; Aconoidasida; Piroplasmida; Babesiidae.
AUGUCCCCGUCUCGCUUUACGAUGAGAAGCUUCGUGGGUGUGUGCUUUGGAGCGCUCUUGCUCGUAGCAAGGAGCGGUUUGGCUAUGCGCCACUACCACCGUUCGGCCGUGAUGUCACCUGAGGUGAUCGGCGACGUGUCUAAGACAUUGUUGGAAGCCAACGAGGUUGUUAAUGCAGACCUUGAGGCUAGCCGUAUCAACAAAGACAUGAAGGAUCAGUUGACGAACGUUAAGGAGAGUAUAGUAGAUGUAGUUUGCAGAAAGGAUGCCGGAAGCACCACCUGCCGUAAAAGCGUGUUUGAUUACGUCGACCGUUGCGAUGAGGGCGAUUGUCUGACGAUUGACAGCGUGGAUUACAAGCCAUUGAGUCUGCCAAAUCAAUACCAGUUGGACGCGGCAUUCAUGCUUUUCAGAGAAUGUGAUUCUAACCCCGCCAAGAAUGAAGUGAAGCGCUUCUGGAUGCGUUCAAGGAGCAGCCACGGCGACUACCACCAUUUCCUCAUUAGCUUGGCGAAGAAGAAUAUUAUUCGCAACCCUGAGAUCGAUGAUGUUGAGAACUUCGCAUCGCAGUACUUCUACAUGACUACUCUGUACUACAAGACCUACCUCAAUGUUGACCUUGGUAAAGCGAAGUUCUUCAACAAGCUUGCUUUCACGACUCAGCUGUUCGGUUUCGGUAUCAGGAAGGCGUUGAAGCGUCUGGUUAGAGAGAACCUUCCUGUGGACCUUGGAAUCCACCCUGAGGCUCGCAUUCGCCAGAUAUCUGGCGGCUACAGCGCAUACAUGUUGAAUCAGGUACCUGCUCUUCCAUCCUUCGCCGACCGUUUCUCCAAGAUGGCUACUGAGACCCUUUUGAGGACCGUCAGCGAUUACGUUCACAUGCCUGCAUACAAGAAAUGGUACAACAAGUUCAAGGAGUUCAUAUUGGGUUUGUUCAACCAGUCGUCCAACGCCGUGGUGAAGCAUGUGGCGCAGCCCAUUAGGGGCGUGUACAGAAAGGUUGUCCCCGAAGCCAAGGGUGAGGCUAUCAGGUCCGCUAUAGGUCACGGAGUUAAGCAGGUUGCUAAGGGCAUAAAUAGUUUGACAGCUAAAAUCAAGGAGCCGAGUGAGCAGCUGUUACGUGAGAAGAUUCCUCAUUAUCUUUCGAAGGCUAAGGGUGCUGUUGAGCACGUUGUUCACAAGGUCAAGUCCAAGUACGCUAUAAAGAAUGGUGAUGAAUCAUCGGACGAAUCAGGAUACGAAACUGCUGAGGAAUCGUCUGACGAGUCAUCGGACGAAUCAGGAUACGAAUCCGCUGAGGAAUCAUUGAGCGAAUCAGCGGAAGAAACUCGUGUUCCUGGCGAUUAUGUUGAACAAGAUUGGAAAGAACCCAACCUACACAAACAGCACAACUGGGUUGAUGGUGCCGGUUACGAGGUUACUGAUGGCGUAAAGAGUGACGACUCCACCGAUGCUACUGAAGCGUAG